AAAUGUAUGGCAUACUAUUUGAAGUUUGCUUCUGAGGAAAAUCUUGUAGAUACAUUAUGAAAAUAUGGUCUGCCAGCUUCUCCCCUAUUACUGUUGACAAAUGUAUAGAAUGAGAUAAAGGCAGAAACUACCAGGGAAUACUCAGCAGUCCGGCACUGACUGUGGAUUUCAGAUCUCCAGGAUUUUGUUAAGGUUUGUGCGCUCCCAUCUUACAUUAAAGGAACAUGGCAGAAACAGCACAGAUCUCCACUGAAGAGUUGGAAGAACUGCAGGCAGCAUUUUCAAAAAUUGACACUGAUAACUCCGGAUACAUUGAUAACAAUGAACUCCACAACCUCUUUCAACAAGCCAACCUACAAUUACCAGGCUACAAAAUUCGUGAAAUAAAAGAAGAGCUCACGGCUGCUGGAGGUCAGAAGGAUCAGAUUAGUUUUGAAGACUUUGUUGGACUUUUCCAUGGUCUGAAGAGCAGUGAUGUUGCAAAGACAUUCAGAAAGCAACUCCUGAAAAAGGAGGGAAUCUGUGCUGUUCAUGGAACUGAAAAGUCCAGUGAAGGAACUCAGCAUUCCUACUCAGAGGAAGAAAGGUAUGCCUUUGUUAAUUGGAUCAACACCGCUUUGGAGAAGGAUCCAGACUGUCAGCAACUGAUUCCAAUGGAUGCCAACAGUGACACUGAUCUCUUUGCUGCUGUUGGAAAUGGCAUUAUCCUUUGUAAAAUGAUCAAUCUAUCGGUACCUGACACCAUCGAUGAGAGGACGAUUAACAAAAAGAAGCUCACCCCAUUCACUAUACAGGAGAAUUUGAAUCUGGCUUUGAAUUCUGCCUCAGCAAUUGGGUGCCAUGUAGUUAACAUUGGUGCUGAGGAUCUCAAAGAGGGGAAGCCUCACCUUGUGUUGGGCCUGUUGUGGCAGGUGAUCAAAAUUGGUCUGUUUGCAGAUAUCGAACUGAGCAGAAAUGAAGCACUAAUUGCCCUGCUCCAAGAGGGUGAGGAUCUGGAGGACCUGAUGAAGCUGUCCCCUGAGGAGCUGCUGUUACGUUGGGCAAACUACCACCUGGAAGGUGCUGGCUGCAAAAAAGUGAACAACUUCAGCAGUGAUGUCAAGGAUUCAAAGGCUUACUUCCAUCUUCUCAAUCAAAUUGCACCAAAAGGUGAUGAAGAGGGCCAGGCUCCAAUUCCAGUCGAUAUGUCCGGUAUUAAUGAGAGUGACGAUCUGAAGCGAGCAGAGUGCAUGCUUCAGCAAGCUGACAGGCUUGGCUGCAGACAGUUUGUCACCGCAACAGACGUGGUCCGAGGAAACCCCAAGCUCAACUUGGCAUUUGUCGCCAACUUGUUCAACAAGUAUCCAGCUCUUCAGAAACCCGAGAACCAAGACAUAGACUGGAGUCUCCUUGAGGGUGAAACGAGAGAGGAAAGGACUUUCAGAAACUGGAUGAACUCACUUGGUGUGACUCCUCGCGUGAACCAUUUGUACAGUGACCUGGAAGAUGCCUUGGUAAUUCUGCAGCUCUACGAAAAGAUCAAAGUUCCAGUGGACUGGAGUCGGGUGAACAAGCCACCUUAUCCUAAGCUGGGAGCCAACAUGAAGAAGCUGGAAAACUGUAACUAUGCGGUUGAACUGGGAAAGAAUAAAGCAAAGUUUUCACUCGUUGGGAUUGCAGGACAGGAUCUGAAUGAAGGCAAACACAUGCCAACUUUAGCCUUGCUAUGGCAGUUAAUGAGGAGAUACACAUUAAACAUGCUGGAAGACAUUGGUGAUGGAGAGAAGGUCAAUGAUGAUAUCAUUGUAAACUGGGUGAAUCAGACUUUAUCCGAGUCAGGAAAAAGUUCCUCCAUUUCAAGCUUUAAGGACAAAGAAAUUAGCUCAAGUAUACCAGUAUUGGAUCUGAUUGAUGCCAUUCAGCAAGGAUCAAUCCGAUAUGACCUGGUAAAGACUGGAGACCUGACUGAUGAAGAAAAACUUGAAAAUGCCAAGUAUGCUAUAUCAAUGGCAAGGAAAAUUGGAACUCGAGUCUACGCCCUUCCAGAGGAUCUUGUCGAAGUGAAACCGAAAAUGGUUAUGACCGUUUUUGCAUGUCUGAUGGGGAAAGGAAUGAAGAAAGUCUGAAGGAUCUGAGCCAAGUUAAAUUGAUUUGUUUUCUUCUCCAUAGCCUGGGUGCAACUUUCAAAUGUAGGACAUUUGCUUAGAUAUGCUCCUUUUUUUUUUUGUUUUUUUUCUUUUACCACAACCAUUUUAACUGGCUUUGCUACUGCUGAAAUAAUUGUAUUAGAUCGAAGUACCACAUUCCCCCAGUUGUCAUAAAACACAAAAAAAACUUUAAUCUCCCUGCACUAACCCAGAGAGGUUCUGUAGCUCAACAUGCAUUCUAACGUUUAGAGUGUGCAAUCAGCAUACUUACCUACUCCCCAAACAAUUUACCGAUAUCAGCAAAUAUGAUUUGAGUUGUGUCGAAGAAAGUGUGUUCAGAGGCAUAUUUUGUCAGUACUUGUUCUACUUGACCAUGGAGAACUCCUAUGCAGUAGCGAAAGAGGUUUCUGAAGAUAUUAUGCCCUUCUGGUAAACUCGUCCAGGAUUUUUCUGGAACACUGCAUUUCGAUGCACCGGUAAUCGGACUUGUUUGUGCACGUUUACAAUUAAAAUGUGUCACCUACACAAUUUCUGGAAGUGUGUGCCAAUUAGACGAAUUGAGGGCAGCGAGCCUUCUGGAACCUUGGGUGAACAACAAGCCAAAGUAGCAAUCUCCUUAACCACAAUGACUAAAGUAUUGGGAAAUUUGCAGUGCAGGACUGAGAGAUGAGAAAAGUCAAUAUCCCAUCCGCUACAGAAAGAGGGAAAGAAAUGUUUUUAAAAAGUAAGGAAAAGGGUAUUGGAUUGCGGGAUUGCGAAAAAGACUAAGCAAACUGUGAGAAUACAACAAUAAUCAAAAUCUGAUGUUUCAAUAUCUGCUAGAACACUUACAAAGAGGAAGGAAUGCGAUUCUGUAUUGUCACUAGUUCAAUUUCUGGAAUGGCUACCAAUAACAGUUAUCACAUUAAAAUGAUCAUUAUAUUAUUAAUGACCAGGCUUGGCUGUCUGACAAGUUUAGUGGACAUUUUAUUGUCCAAAUGCACCAACUCUAUAGACAUCCACAGAGAUUAUGUGCAUUAUGCAUUCUUGUGAACCAGCUGUAGAGCAACACAAGUUAGCUAAAAACUAAUGGCGAUUUGUAAUUGAUGGAAAUCCUUUCCCUUCCUGCAAGUUUUGUGGAUACUUUGCAGAUUAAUAAACCAGAUGCGCCAUUCAGGUAGCCAUCUUUUCUUGCAGAAAAAUCUGGCUGUUAACUUUUGUCAACAUUUGCUAUUUUGUUGAUUGUAGGAAGCCAGCAUUUUCUGGUACAGCUGCAUUGAGACCUCAGAUUACAGCUAGCCUGCUCUUAGACUUAGCAUCUCAAAUGUGUUUCUCCAUAAAUCGAAGGAGGUUUGAAUAGUCGUUUGUGUAACCCCCAUACCUUAUCCCAGAAACUAUGAUUAACCAUGAGGAAUGGACAAUUAGCCAUUCCUGCAACAAACCUUUUGGUCUGUUUAUUUUACAUGGGUUAAUACUGCUAUGACAGUACAAUUUUGUGCAAAUGUUUAUCCAGUUAAUCUGUCAAUAGCGCACCCUGGGAUAUAUCCUCCAAAUAACUACUGGAAAUUAGUCCCACUUGUGUUGUAAAGGAUGUCUCUUUGGUCAUACCUUCCCUGAAUUUGUGAAACAGUUUAUCAAUACUCAAUAUAAACUAACCAAAAAGGCCCUCAAUAUUGUGCCUCAUGUACCACACAUCUGUAGUGCUAGAGAAUCAAAAUUACUUCAGUUUCAUAACUUACUAACUUUUCUACCCAAAGAGUUUGUUUUUUAUAUUUUGGUUUUGUAAAAUUCCUGGGAAAUGCUAGCUUUAAGCAUAAGAUGCUGUUUAUUUAAGAUACUUGCAAGCCAGAAAUUCAUGCCAUCAUAUAAAUAUGCAGAUGAAAUAAAAAUAAAUAAAAUGGUUUGACAUCUUGCAAGUAAA
Molecule: messenger RNA, 4026 nt
Organism: Chiloscyllium plagiosum (whitespotted bambooshark)
Lineage: Eukaryota; Metazoa; Chordata; Chondrichthyes; Orectolobiformes; Hemiscylliidae
Gene: lcp1
Product: lymphocyte cytosolic protein 1 (L-plastin)
Biological process (GO): actin filament bundle assembly; actin filament network formation
Cellular component (GO): cytoplasm; actin filament bundle; actin filament
Molecular function (GO): actin filament binding; calcium ion binding
Source: RefSeq, a predicted model, not a curated record